UGCUUGUUGAUCAUGGUGACACCACUCUUGUCGGUCAAUUGGAAAGAGCAUUCCAACAUACUAAGUACAGUGUGUACAGAUUUAUUUGACAACUAUUUUGUUGAUUGUACAAUAGCUGCUGAGAAACAGAGUCUAAAAGCUCAUAGACUGAUUUUGUCUGCAUGCAGCCCAUAUUUUCAUAUGUUAUUCAGUGAAGAAAGAGAGAAGCACCCAAUCCUUAUCCUUAAAGAUGUAUCAUUUGAUGCACUAAAAAAUGUGAUUGAUUUUGUGUAUCAUGGGGAGAUCCAGAUUCCAAAAGAAGAUCUAAAGGCAUUUUUGGAACUUGCUGAGUCUCUGCAGAUCAAAGGCCUAAAUGAUUCUUCAAUGAAAGAUGGAUGUGAGCUCUUUAUUUAUGAUGCUAGUGGAGAUGCCUGUCAAGGUCCAUCCUCUGAUAAUCAGAAAGACACCUUUGAAGUUCAAAGUACUAGUGCGAGCCAUGAUAGAACUGAAAGUUCAUUUGAGCAACCUCCUCUUUACCAAUUAUAUGACUGCCCAGAUACAGUGCAGAUAAAUUCUUCUCCUUCAUUUGAAGAAAGAAAUAGGGCUCCUGACAAAGAAAAAUCAAUACUAGAGAUGGUAUUGUCUCAGGAAAAGAAUACUCCUGUCUUGCCUAGCGUGAAUUACGAGGGUGCAGAAAUAAAAGUCAAAAAAGAACCAAUGUGUGUUGUGUUGAAAUGUGAACAAAUAGAUGAGUGUGAUGAACUUCUGCAGGAAGAUGAUACAGAGGAAUCGUGCUUAUUUCCAGGACGCAAGUCUCGUAUUUGUGAUGCUAGCAGAGACAUGCAUCAAAAUCCGUCCUGUGAUGACACAUUUCACGUUCAAAGUACUAGUAAAAGAUGUAACAGUACUGAAAGUUCUUCUGAGCAACCUCCUCAUUCAGAUAGCUGCACUGACACAGGGCAGACAAACUCUUCUCUUGCAUUUGAGGAAAGCAAUAUACCUUGUAAGAAGAAAGGAUCGCUAUUAGAAAUGGCACUGUCUCGGUCACACUAUGAACCUAUGUUGCCUGGCAUGUCGAAUCUGGACACACAAACAACAUUGAAAGAAGAGCCAUUACGACCUGAGGGCGUUUUUGUGAAAAGCGAACAACCAGAUGAAUGUGAUGAAAAUAUGCAGGAAGAUAAUGCAGAUGAUAUGGAUGAAUGGGGACAACCCAUAUUUACUGAACAAAAUCUGGACCAAUACUCUAGCAUUGCUUCAACUCACAAGGAGAGUUCCAAUGAACUGCUGAAUGCUGUUAGAAUGCCUCUGAUCAUUGGACCCUCAAAUGCACAAGAUUAUGAGCUGAAACAGGAGAGGAAAUAG
This is a messenger RNA of Gryllus bimaculatus (two-spotted cricket), 1344 nucleotides long. The record is from the annotation of a GenBank genome assembly. Lineage: Eukaryota; Metazoa; Arthropoda; Insecta; Orthoptera; Gryllidae.